UGGUCUUUUAUCUCCGAAUAUGCGGCAACCACUGAGGUCUCAAUCCUUCAAACAUCGGACCCGUCCUUUGAAUGAAGUAAAGAAAACUACAAUCGAAGAUGUACCACAUGAACGACGUCGUAGUACGCCUACAAUAUCACGACGGAGCAGUUUGGUACAUAGAAUCUCAGCAGCUUUUACGUGUCUAGUUGAUCCUAGAAACUUCCACAGUUCAGUUAAGCGUGCUGUCAUCGAACCACGUACAGAUGUUUGGCCAGAACCAAAACCUGCAUUGGAAUUUGAUGAGAAAUUUUUAAAGCUGCCAUCAUCUGAUGAGUAUAAACGGGUGCGCCAGUUCAGGAUCGAUGAGAAAGGAGCUGUAGUGUCCCGUGGAGACUCAUUCAGAAGAAAGCGAAAUGAAGAAAGUGCUAAAAGUGACAAAUCUCCUUCACCGUAUCCUAUAUCGGGAUCAGAUUCAGCUAGAGAUUCUCGAAGUGAGAGCGUGUCGUCAAGUGAAGAUUCACGACGAGAAAUCGCUGCCGCUGCUAACGCCAACGCUGGCGUGACAAUUCCGUCUACCAGUCACAAGACUUAUAAGAUAAGUGUGGUAGGCGAUACGGGCACCGGUAAAUCAUCGUUGAUCGGCCAGCUAAUCACUUCAGAAUACAAGAAUGCUUUUGCUGAUGAAAUCCAGGACUACGAGAACACAGUUUCCAUUUGUAUUGGCGGUCAGGAAUUGGAUUUGAUAUUCUUCGAGAGCGAUAUGUCAGAUUCUACCUGGAUGUCGAACGAAAUGGAUGCAUUCGUUAUUAUUUAUAGUAUAGAUUCAAGAAGAAGUUGGAAACAAGCCACAAUGGCUAUCGAGAUGAUUAGAGAAUCGUCUAAUUGCAAGAAUUCACCGAUACUUGUCGCUGGUAACAAAGCCGAUUUGGAACGAAAGCGGACGGUGACAAAAAGCGAGGUUCGAGCAGCAGCCGCGCAUUUUGGUUUUGAGAAUCUCGAGAUUUCCGUCGCUUUAGACCAUGAUGUUGAUGAUCUUCUUGUUAGUCUUGUGGCUGAAUUGAAAGAAGCCUACACAUCCGACACUUCUAUCAAAAAGCCAUCGCCACGCAUUGAGGACGACUUCCACGCGGCUAUUCGUCGAUACUCACAAAGGAAGAAGAAAGCGUUGCCUGAAGACGUCGAUGCAGGUAGUGUAAUUUUGAAAAAUAUGUCGAAAAGUAAAAAAAAAAAUGUAUGGAGUAAGGGAUGUUGUAUCACCGGCCAAAAUACGUACCCUUGCAGCCGAGCGUUUCAGCGACGUUCGUUCCAUACUUAG
Messenger RNA from Haemonchus placei, 1297 nucleotides. Lineage: Eukaryota; Metazoa; Nematoda; Chromadorea; Rhabditida; Trichostrongylidae. The record is from the annotation of a GenBank genome assembly.